UUCGGCUCGGUUGACGUCACCGAGGCGGGUUCCUGCCAGUGUCGCUGUGUCCCCCAGCUCUCGUUGUGCACCUGCCCGUUGUUUGAGGGAGCGCGCGGCGCGUGCGCGACUCAUACCUGGUUCUCGUGAGCUGGGGACAGCCGUGCGGCACGGACAGGUCUCUGGAUGAUGUGUUUAAUAUGGCCAGCGACCCUCUGGAAGGCUUUCAUGAAGUAAACCUUGCUUCACCUACUACUCCAGACCUCGGCGUGAAUGACAUUCGCACUCGUGAACCAACUACCUCACCCACUGUCGUGUACAGACCCCAUUUAACUGUAAGCUCAAACAUUCUUCAACCGAAUACACUAAAUGCAUCAGACCUACCAACACAACCCGUGUACUCUUCUCCAAGGCAUUUAAACUGCGGGGACAUUUCUGGGAUAAGCAUUACUUUAGCAGAUCCUUCAUCAUGCUCUACCUCUGGAUGUCACUCGUGUUCCCCCAAACACAGCAGACGAAAGGACAGCAACCGUGCAGAGAGGGAGUUUUUGCAAGGUGCUGCCUUAACAGAUGUAGUAGAUGGGACAGAUGACGUGCUUGGUUGGAGUACAGACAGCCUGUCCCACUUAAGGAGUCCUUCUGUCUUGGAGGUCCGAGAGAAAGGAUAUGAAAGGCUAAAGGAAGAGUUGGCUAAAGCUCAGAGAGAGCUGAAGCUGAAAGAUGAAGAGUGUGAAAGACUUUCCAAAGUACGAGACCAGCUGGGACAAGAGCUUGAGGAGCUAACUGCAAGCUUGUUUGAAGAGGCACACAAAAUGGUUCGGGAAGCAAAUGUUAAACAAGCUACAGCUGAGAAGCAGUUGAAGGAAGCACAAGGGAAGAUUGAUGUGUUACAGGCAGAAGUAGCUGCUCUAAAGACUCUGGUUCUUUCCACCUCCCCAACUUCCCCUACCAAAGAACUGCAACCAGGUGGGAAGGCUCCAUUCAAAAAGGGCCAUGCACGGAACAAAAGUACAAGCAGUGCUAUGGGAGCUGCCUCUUUAGAUCUCACUGUAAUGCAGCCAAUUGUGAAGAAAUGUAAAGAGCCUGAUUUAUCACUGUAUAAUGAAUUCAGAGCAUGGCGAGAGGAGCCUUCAAUGUCCAGGACGUGUCCGUUUUUAGAAAGAAUUUAUCAGGAAGACAUCUGCCCCUGCUUAACAUUCCCCAAAACCGAGUUGGCAUCUUCUGUUUUGGAGGCUGUUGAAAACAAUACAUUAAGCAUCGAGCCAGCUGGUCUGCAACCUGUUCGAUUUGUGAAAGCAUCAGCUGUUGAAUGUGGGGGGCCAAAGAAGUGCGCACUGAGUGGUCAAACAAAAUCAUGUAAGCAUAGGAUCAAGCUUGGAGAUUCCAGCAAUUACUAUUAUAUUUCGCCGUGUUGUAGAUACAGGAUUACAUCAGUUUGUAACUUUUUCACAUAUAUCCGGUAUAUCCACCAAGGACUUGUAAAGCAGCAGGAUGUUGAUCAGAUGUUCUGGGAGGUCAUGCAACUGAGAAAAGAAAUGUCUCGAGCAAAACUUGGAUUUUUCAAGGAUGACAUUUAGGACAAUAAAAUGGCUUUCAUAGACUUUGUUUAUUCCACCCUAGGAACCUGGAGAGCACACAGCGUGUUACAUGUCUCUGCCGGUGAAGUGGCUGCGUAUUGCAAAAUAUGUCUUUCCUCUGUAAUUUGCAAAUUGCACUAAGAGAUACUUUAAGACUGACCUGUCCUUUGUGUGCUUUUAAGAGACCAUUUGCUGCUGAGAUUCUGAACCAUAUCUGCAGGCAUUAUCUGUAACUUAUUGUUGCAAAUUUCAAGAAAUAAAUGGUAGGUUGAAGAA
This is a messenger RNA of Spea bombifrons (plains spadefoot toad), 1832 nucleotides long. RefSeq names its product RAB3A interacting protein (gene RAB3IP). Lineage: Eukaryota; Metazoa; Chordata; Amphibia; Anura; Pelobatidae. Gene Ontology annotation, cellular component: Golgi to plasma membrane transport vesicle. The coding region runs from base 180 to 1556 and encodes 458 amino acids. The record is from RefSeq and is a predicted model, not a curated record. Gene Ontology annotation, biological process: exocytosis. Gene Ontology annotation, molecular function: guanyl-nucleotide exchange factor activity. The transcript is spliced from 11 exons.